Symbiodinium natans is the source of this 456-nucleotide messenger RNA. Lineage: Eukaryota; Dinophyceae; Suessiales; Symbiodiniaceae. The record is from the annotation of a GenBank genome assembly.
AUGGGGCGCAUGUACGGCAAGGGCAAAGGCAUUGCCUCCUCGGCAAUUCCUUACAAGCGCACCCCGCCCACGUGGCUGAAGAUGAAGCCCGAGGAUGUUGGUGAGCACAUCUGCAAGCUCGCCAAGAAGGGCCUGACCCCAUCUCAGAUUGGCGUGACCUUGCGAGAUAGCUUCGGUAUCCCCCAGGUCAAGAAUGUCACGGGCAACCACAUCCUGCGCAUCCUGAAGACGAAUGGUUUGGCACCCACCCUGCCGGAGGAUUUGUACUACCUCAUCAAGAAGGCAGUGUCCAUCCGCAAGCACUUGGAGAAGAACCGCAAGGACAAGGAUGCCAAGUUCCGACUGAUCUUGGUUGAGAGCCGCAUCCACCGCCUCGCCAGGUACUACAAGCGCGUGAAGUCGCUGCCGGCCACCUGGAAGUAUGUCUCCGCCACGGCAUCGGCGCUGGUGGCCUAA